Temnothorax curvispinosus is the source of this 2130-nucleotide messenger RNA. Its product is annotated as transketolase-like protein 2. The transcript is spliced from 8 exons. Lineage: Eukaryota; Metazoa; Arthropoda; Insecta; Hymenoptera; Formicidae. Bases 114 to 1997 code for a protein of 627 amino acids. The record is from RefSeq and is a predicted model, not a curated record. Gene Ontology annotation, molecular function: thiamine pyrophosphate binding; transketolase activity.
CGACGUUCGCGUGCGCACUGUGCGGAGCUUAGCGCCGCGGAGCCGCCGUCCAACGCAAGGAACGGAGUCGCAGACGACGCAGGACACGCACGUACGCACGCGGGACGGAAAACAUGGCGAGCUAUCACAAGCCGGAGCUGAAGACCAUCCAGGAGCUGCGGGACAUCGCGAACAAGCUGAGGAUUCACGCGAUCGAGGCCACGCAGGCCAGCAAAUCCGGACAUCCAACAUCAUGUUCGUCCAUGGCCGAAAUUAUGUCCGUCCUCUUCUUCCAUACGAUGCGUUACAAAGUAUCAGCACCACGUGAUCCGAACAGUGAUAGAUUUGUCCUCAGUAAAGGCCACGCGGCUCCAAUUCUUUACGCAGCAUGGGCGGAAGCAGGCUUGUUCCCGUCUAGCGAGUUACUGAACUUGAGAAAAUUCGACAGCGAUUUAGAAGGCCACCCUACCCCGAGGCUCAAUUUUGUAGACGUAGGAACCGGUUCACUAGGACAAGGUCUCUCAGUUGCCGCGGGCAUGGCUUAUGUCGGAAAGAAUUACGAUAAAGCCAGUUACCGUGUUUACUGUUUGAUUGGUGACGGAGAAGCGGCUGAAGGUUCCAUCUGGGAAGCUCUUCAUUUCUCAUCCUAUUACAAGUUGGACAAUCUUUGUGCUAUCUUUGACAUCAAUCGUCUUGGACAAAGCGAACCGACCUCGCUGCAACAUAACAUGGAAGUUUACCGCAAAAGAUUAGAGGCUUUCGGUUUCAAUGCUUUAGUCGUGGAUGGCCAUGACGUAGAAGAAUUGGCGAAGGCCUUCCAUGAAGCGCAAAAUACAAAAGGACGUCCCACUGCCAUUUUAGCUAAGACUUUUAAGGGCAAAAACUUCCCUGAGAUCGAAGAUCAAGAAAACUGGCACGGCAAGCCUCUGGGUAACAAAGCGACUGAAGUUAUUCAGCAUUUGAAUGGGCUUCUGAAGAACCCUGGUCCUCUCGCACUGCAUCCACAAAAGCCGCUUGUAGAUGAUGCUCCCGUUGUAGCUAUCAGCAACGUUACAUUGGCUUCACCUCCAAAUUACAAAUCAGGCGAACAAGUAGCUACUAGAUUGGCUUACGGCACGGCUCUUGCAAAGCUGGCAAAGAGUAAUCCUCGUGUCAUAGCUUUGGACGGUGAUACAAAGAAUUCCACUUACGCCGAGAAGAUCAAAGCCGUUGAUCCGGCUAGAUUUAUCGAAGGAUUCAUUGCCGAACAGAAUGUUGUGGGUGUCGCCAUUGGUACUGCUUGCAGAGACCGUACCGUCGCGUUCGUAUCCGCUUUCGCGACGUUCUUCACCCGUGCCUUCGAUCAGAUCCGCAUGGGUGCGAUAUCUCAGACGAACGUGAACUUCGUCGGUUCGCAUUGCGGCGUGUCUAUCGGCGAAGAUGGACCUUCGCAGAUGGGCUUAGAGGACAUCGCGAUGUUCCGUGCGAUCCCAGGUUCUACCAUCUUUUACCCGAGCGACGCUGUGUCAACGGAACGCGCCGUCGAACUUGCGGCUAACACCAAGGGCAUCUGUUUUAUUCGCACUUCUCGCCCGGCCACGGCCAUUUUGUAUAAGAACGACGAGCCGCUGGCUGUCGGUAAAGCCAAAGUGGUUAAAUCUUCCGCUAAGGAUCAGGUGCUCGUGAUCGGUGCCGGUGUGACAUUGCACGAGGCAAUCAAGGCGGCCGACGAGUUGACCAAGGUUGGGAUCAACAUCCGUGUGAUAGAUCCGUUCACGAUCAAACCCAUCGACGCGCAAACCAUCAUAAAGAACGCCAAAGAGGUUGGUGGCAGGAUCGUCACCGUUGAGGAUCAUUACGCGCAAGGAGGCCUGGGAGAAGCGGUCCAGUCCGCGGUCGCUUUGGAAAGAAACGUAAUAGUAAAGAAGCUGGCCGUGCCGGAUGUACCGCGUUCCGGUCCGUCAGCGGUACUGCUCGACAAUUACGGCAUCAGUGCCCGUAACAUUGUCGCGGCGGUGCAGGAGAUUGUGAAAUAUUAGUCUCGCAGCUACGGAUCGCUGGUUAGAUCGACGGGGAGCUGUUUAUGUACGAACAAUAUUCUAUUUUUUUUUUCAAAGCACAAAUCUCGAUGGAGUAUACAUGGACGAAACAUUCCAUCUCCUUUAAGACGUU